Messenger RNA from Annulohypoxylon maeteangense, 1635 nucleotides. RefSeq names its product 4-aminobutyrate aminotransferase. The coding region runs from base 253 to 1635 and encodes 460 amino acids. NCBI's taxonomy places the organism in Eukaryota, Fungi, Ascomycota, Sordariomycetes, Xylariales, Hypoxylaceae. The transcript has 8 exons. The record is from RefSeq and is a predicted model, not a curated record. Gene Ontology annotation, molecular function: pyridoxal phosphate binding. Gene Ontology annotation, cellular component: mitochondrion. Gene Ontology annotation, biological process: GABA catabolic process.
AAGCUAUGAAGCUGCGAGUCGAGAACAAACGACGCCGGCUUCGCGACCGGGCUGAUGAUCCGGUUGUGUGGACCCAAAAGCCUUACUCAAUCGGGAAGUUCCACGCGGACGAAAGGGGUUUCUUCUUGAGGCUCUGUUAAAAGGCGAAAAUUCUUACCGUAGCAGAUUCUUUCAUAGGAAUGAUAUACCAAGCAUCUACAACCCAGAAACAGUACCUAGCUAAUCUUCAUACUUACCGAAUAUUUGACCAAUAUGCCUGGUGUUCUCGACAAUACGGUCUCGACCGAGGUCCCUGGACCUCUGUCCCGGGCCAGCGCAAAGAAGCUAGACACCUUCUUCGACGCGCGUGCCGUCCAUUUCGUGGUGGAUUAUGACAAGAGCGAGGGCACAUACAUUGUGGAUGUCGAUGGGAACCGUUACCUUGACGUGUAUUCGCAAAUUGCAUCUAUUCCUAUCGGGUAUAACAACCCCGCUAGCAUUGCUGCUGCCCAGUCUCCGGAGAUGCUGUCAGCUCUUGUGAACCGUCCCGCGAUUGGAAACUUCCCUUCGCGUGUAUGGGGAGAGAUCCUCGAGGGUGGGCUGCUUAAAAUUGCGCCGAAGGGUCUAGACCAGAUUUUCACUGCUCAGUCCGGCUCCGAAGCCAAUGAGCUUGCCUAUAAGGCCUCCUUCAUGCUUUACAGGCGUAAGGAGCGCGGGGAUGGCGUAGAGUGGACUAGCGAGGAGAUCACAUCCUGCCUUGACAACGCUAAGCCCGGCUCACCUGAGCUUGCUGUUAUGAGUUUCAGAAACUCGUUCCAUGGACGUGGCUUUGGCAGUCUAUCGACUACGCGAUCAAAGCCUGUGCAUAAACUUGAUAUUCCUUCUUUCAACUGGCCUCAAGCGUCCUUCCCAGCCCUGAAGUACCCUCUAGAGAAGUACGAAGCCGAGAACAAUGCCGAGGAAAAGCGAUGCUUGCAGGAAGUCGAGGAUCUAAUCAGGUCUUGGCACUGCCCUGUAGCGGCACUCAUUGUUGAGCCCAUUCAGAGUGAAGGUGGCGAUAACCACGCCUCUCCGGCAUUCUUUCAGGGCCUGCGGGAUAUUACCAAGAAACACGGUGUCGUUAUGAUCGUGGACGAGGUUCAAACAGGAUUUGGAGCUACUGGCAAGUUUUGGGCUCAUGAGCAUUGGAAUCUUGCAUCGCCCCCUGAUAUCGUCACUUUCUCCAAGAAAGCCCAAACUGCUGGCUACUUUUUCGGAGAUCGCGCGUUGAUUCCCGACAAAGCUUACAGACAGUUUAAUACGUGGAUGGGAGAUGCGGCUCGUGUCAUUAUGAGCAAGACAAUCAUCCAAGAAAUCCUCGAUAAGGACCUUGUCGGACAAUGUGCUCGUGUAGGGGAAGCGCUGUACGCUGAGAUGGAGAAGCUCGCUCAGAAAUAUCCUGGUUACGUGCAGAACCUGCGCGGAAAAGGCAAGGGUACCUAUAUCGCCUUUGAUACUAAGGACGCCGGUUCUCUCGUGAAGGCUAUGAAGAAACUUGGAGUUCUGGUAGGUACCUGUGGAAAGGAAACGGUUAGAUUACGGCCCAUGCUUAUCUUCGAAGAAAAGCACAUUCCAACUUUGGUCGCCGCUUUUGAUCAAGCACUUGGGGAAUUGUAA